GCAGGAGCCUGGCUGAGCCGCCGCGCCAGCUCGGGGUUGGCUGCUGAUCGCGUCAGAGUCGGGGCGAGAGUCAGGUUGGGCUGGCAGGAGCUGUCGCUCCCUCGGUGAGCCGGUGCACAAUGGCUGACAAUAAAGCAAAGCCGACCAAACCUGCAAAUAAGACUCCUCCAAGGUCUCCUUCAGAUCCAACUAAGGACCGAGCUGCAAAACGAUUAUCCUGUGAUUCAAAUAGCUCCCAUGAGGGAGCUGUGGCAGGAGAAAUAAGUGCUCUGGAAGAGGCCUUUAGAAAAUUUGCUAUCCAUGGUGAUACAAGAGCCACAGGAAAAGAAAUGCAUGGGAAGAACUGGUCUAAGCUGUGUAAGGACUGUCAGGUGAUAGAUGGGAAGAAUGUGACAAUCACAGAUGUUGACAUUGUCUUCAGUAAAAUCAAGGGAAAGUCUUCUAGAACUAUUAGUUUUGAACAAUUUAAAGAAGCUCUUCAGGAACUCUCCAAGAAGCGAUUUAAAGAAAAAAGUGAUGAGGAAGCAAUUCAAGAAAUAUAUAAACUAAUUGAAGGAAAAGCACCAAUUAUAUCUGGAGUAACGAAAGCGAUUUCUUCUCCAACUGUGUCACGCCUUACAGAUACAUCAAAAUUCACGGGUUCUCACAAAGAGAGGUUUGAUCCCAGUGGGAAAGGAAAAGGCAAAGCUGGCCGAGAAGAUCUGGUUGAUACUUCAGGAUAUGUAUCUGGCUAUAAGCAUGCAGGCACAUAUGAUCAUAAAGUACAAGGAAGCAAGUCACAAUCUGUAUUUGGCCUAUAUACAGAAAGCGCACUGGUUUUCAGUCCCUAACUGUUCAUGUUUUGUUUUUUUGACAUUUGGCCUUUCUUGUAAUUCAGCCUCCAAUGACCCUUUGAACCCAUGCAUCAGCCUGAACGCAAACAGCAAUGUGCAAAUACAAGGACUUCCUCAUGAACUUGAAGAUUUUUUGUUUGUUUAUAAUUUGUUUUGUUUUUUGUUUUGAGGAGGGAAGGAAGUUUGCCGAAGACUCAGCACAUGCUAUUGUAAGGAUUUGAAUAUCUUUUUCCCAUGAUUGACUCUGCUUAUCUGGGAAGAUUUUUGACAUAUCUAAGGAUGCUCAGGAUGAGAAGCUUUUUGAAGUCUUGACUAACUUAGUGCUCUUGAAGAAAAGUUUCAGUGGAGUGAAGGAGCACACGCUCCUUUGUUGCACUGCUUACCUGUCACACUCCGAAAAAGAAAAUAACACAUUGUUAUACAAGCAACGAUUAAAUUUUUCCAGCAUGGCAGUAGACUGGCUAACUGCAGAGAACCCUCUUUGUGAUACAGCAUUCAUGCCUGUGCACCUCAGGAACACCCUGGGAUAGGCCUGUAGAUUUUUUGUAAGUAAAGAGGCUAAGUCUGUAACUCUUGACAAAUCCUCAGCUAAGUUACAGGCACGAUCAAUGCCCCUGUUCUUCCUGUUGAUUCGGAGACUUAACUUAUUGGUAGCUGAAAAGAUCUGGACCCUGCUUGAAUCAAAGGUGAGGUCUGGUCUAUUGCAGAGCUCUUCCAACACGUUUUUGAUCUUGCUGUUUGUUGCUAGCUAGCUGUCAUGACAGGAAUAGUAGGUGAUACCUAACCUAAGGUGCACAAGUGAUAGGCUUUCUGAAGUACACAAAUGCAGAUACCAAAAUGUUACUGCAGAAGGAGGAAUGACAGGUUAGAAAAGUUUUACAGACUUGCUAGGUUUUAAAUUGCUAGUCCAUGGCAUGAGCAAAAUAGGCACACUCGUAAGAUGUAGAAGGCAUGCAAAAGAAUUGGGAGUGGGGACAGAUACAAGCUGGCACUUGAAAUGGAACAAAACUGCAUACUUGGAAGAGGCUGAUGGAACUAGCCAGAAGUCUGCUAGAGCUUAACUUUAUAUUACAGUAUGAAAUUCCUGCAAGAACAAAACACUUUGGAUGGACCUGAUGCAAAUUUGUGCAAUAUAUACAGUGAUAUAUUAAGUUUUGGAUCAGGACCUGAAAAGGUGCUUCAGAUAGCAUAUGGUAUUCUAUUUUGAAGGACACACUUUUUCUUCUUCACUGCAGAUGGAUAGCUUUAAAUCUCUAUCAAAUCCAUGAAAAGAAAUUUGAUAUGACAGCGAAGAAAGGAAGUUGUGGCUGGAAAAGUAGUAAUCAGUAAACAUUUUCCUCUCUACACUUGAUACAGAAGACGCAGGCUAUGAAUGAAAGCAUAAAACCAUAGAAUCAUAGAUGCAUUAUAUAUAUCUGUGUAUUAGAACUUCAGCCACCCAUUUAUGCUCUUACUUUCUCACUAAUUUUGGUGGGUAGUGAAAAGCCUAAAUAAUAGUUUGAAUGUUAGCCAUGCUUGUUAAUGUUCCAGGCCUAUUUGGAAAUGAAGCCAAGUGUGUAUUUUAUUUGUUCAUUGACUCUUCCCUGCACUGUUAGGACAGCAAGCACAGCUUGUAAUUCAGAGAUUAUGGGAAAGGAGAGGUCAAGAGGUGCAGUAGAGCAUGCUCAUCAUCCUGUGCACCACUGUUCUAGACUACCUAAAUGACAUGCCUGAAGUAAGGACGUGUACUUAAUAAGGUUUGCACUCAUCUCCUUUUUUUGGUCAUCUAAAUUCAUUCCUUCAGACUUUCCAGUCUGAUUUUCAGCAGCCCAUCUGCAGUGCUCUUCUACGUGAUAUCAUCUAUAAAACCCUACUAUUCUUAAUAAUUUUGCUUUCAGUACUGCUGAACAUUCUUUUGAGAUAAACAUGAUCAAAAAGUUCAGGCAGCUUUUCGUGAUAACUGUAUUUAAGAACAAACUCAAAUUAUACCGUUUCUUUAAAAUUAAAGCCUUAGAUACUAUAAUAGUUCGCAAUCUUAAUAAGACUACCUAUACCAGAUUGAGAACAACAAAUUCAAAUCCUGACUGAGGCAAAAGAGUAAUAUUAUGGGAAAUCUUAAGUAAAAUGCGCAGAAGAAUUUUUUUAAUUAUUAUUAUUAGCUCUUGUUUGCUAAUUCCUCUACUCAUUCUUUGUGCUUUAGUUACUUGUUGAGAGUUUUCCAACAGUCAUACCUGUAUGGAAAAUCAGAAACAAGAAUUACUGUCCUUCAUAUGUCUAUCAAAGCUAUCACAGUAUUAUUACUGAAAGGCAGACAUUGAGUUAUAUGUUGUUUCAACAGUCCAGUGUGAACAUUUCUGAUUAAUUGUAACAAAGUACUUGGAAGACCAAAGGAAAUGCGGAACAUUGGCCACUUUCUUACUUUAGGAAAGUGAAAGGGUAAUUUCCAAACUACUGAUGUGUCACACCUUGUUCUUCAUUAACAUAGAGGUUAUCCUUCAAAGAUAUUUUUGAUUAAAGUAUGAUAUUUUUAAUGUAUUUUACUGAUAUUACCUCAAUCAAAAUUUCCUCUGAUAACUUUUUGGAAUCAUGAAGUUCAUGUAUUAUUUAUUUCAGUCAUGUUUUCCCUCUGUUGGCUCAAUUAAUACCAUUUUUAUAGCAGAUGGAAUUCAUUGAUAAUCCAGAACUAGAGUAUAUGACUAGUUAAGAGUUUGGCUUGCAAGUGAGAGGUAUCAAGAGAGUCCUUGUGUAUCCUUCUCCAAACCUUCAAAGUUGUAGUUAAGAAAGUUUUUUUUCUUAAGCCUUGUCAUAGUUACAAAAUAAACUUCAAUUAUUUGUGUCUGCAUGUGUGAUAAGUAUCAGCUGUUUGGAAUAUAAACUAGCUUUACAGAAAUUGCAUGUAUUCUGGGGGCAUGCGCCUGUCAUCUGUGAGUAAGAAUUCUCUGUUAGCACUGGCCAAGAAACAAACCAUUUACUCUCAUGAUAGAUAAAAUGUAAUGUGUUGCACCUAGUACAUAUCCUUUAAACUGACUGUUAGCCUUGUGUGUGCACUUAAAUAACUACAGCUUUGUGUACAUUGUUUGUAGUGUGGAUAUUACGUUCUUUCUUUGUCUGUUAGUUGAUGGUAGGUAAUGUAAUACAUGAGACUUGUACAAGUUUGUGUGCACACAUACUUUCUAGAUUCAGAUAAAUAAUUAAACUGUGUAGGCACUGUCCUAAACCUUAAAUCUUAAAGGGCCAAGCUCUAAUCCUGCAACUGGAGCUAUUCAGGGCCAGUUGGAAAUGCUACCAUUCUAUCUCCAUAGCAUGAAAGGAGGGAUCUAGGAGUGUUUUUAUGUUUUAACACGUACAACUACUCCCUUUCUAUUUCUGGAGGAAAGUGUUCUUCAGUAAAUCUGACAUAGACUUGUUGUGACAAGAAGAGUUCUUCCCUUGUUAGGAAGUAGGAAAGAGCCAGGGAUAAAUCAGUAGCUCCUCUGAGUGCUCCGAGGAGAUCACUUAAAAUUAUGCCCUCUGUAUUUUUCUUUAACCCAACUUUGAGAAGUAAGUUGACACUCAUUAUGUAUGUGCAAAGUUUUUUGUCGUCAGUUGAAUAAGUACAUCGUGGUGUACUGGAGCAGGAGAUGGACUCUGACUUACAGUGUUUGUAGACUCGAGCCUUGCGUAAACCUUUAGAAAAUGAAGUACCUGAAACAUGGCAGAUUUCAAACUUGUGUGAAAUUCUUAGUCAGGAGUGGUACAUGAUUCAUGGGUGUGUACCUCCUAUAUUUGGAGUUUUGCCCAUAAAAUAGCAUUUGGACAUUGAGAGUCUAAUUUUGUGCACCCAAGUGCCCAUUUGGCUAACUAGAUAUAAGCUGGAAAUGAUAGACUGAGCUGUUCCUUUUAAGUCUUCAGAGUCCUAAACCUAGUGCCAGACCAUUCAUUGCAUUCAUGCUUGCUUGUUUAACUCAAAAAUAAUGUUUCAAAAGAUUUCUCAGCUACGAUGCUUCAGGAGGCUAACGAAUAUUGCAGGUAGAUCCUCCAGAUCUUUACUGUCUAAUCAAUUUAUAUUUUCAGGAACAAAUAACUGUUAUGUACUUGGGGGUUUAUUUUUUGUGUGUGUGUGUGUUUUAGUAUAUCACCUGAGCUGUAUUUCUUCAAAAUCCACAUAGAAAUGAUGGGAUUCAAAACAAGUUUAAGAUGUAACUGUUUAUAGUUCUUGGAAAAUGUUUCAAUUUAGUUGUUUCAUUCCAAAUAAUUGAUUGCCCACUGUAGGCAGAUUUUGGCAAGAGCAAACUUGAUAAUAAAUAAAUAAUAAUUAAAAAAAAAAACAACACAACAAGCAUAUUUACUGAGUAUUUUUGACAGAUUUACAAAUAACGUACUGGUAGUCCAAAAUUAUUUAGAAGUAACAAUAAUCUUGCUUUGUAGUCAUACUCACACACGUGUAUUUGCAUUAUUUUGGGACGGAUGAGUGUCUAGAGUACAGAGGAGGCUUUUUGGCUUGUUGGUUUUGGAUUAUUAUUAUUAUUAUUUUUAAUAUAUCUACAAAUUGACACUGGAGAGCCCAACUUGCUAACGUGACCUGGAAAGAUAAUAAGUACCUUCCACAUUCCAUUGUGGGUAAAGCAUCCAAUGACUUAGUUUUCAAAAAUAUUUUUAAAGCAUCUCUUUUUAUGAGUUAGUGUACAGCAUAUGGUGCUUGCAAAAAGCAUUUGUAAAGCUCUGAGGUAAUUCAUGUAAUGGCAACUUCAACUUGACUUCAUUCAAGAUUUUUUAUUACACAUUGUUCAGGACAGGUCACAGACUUGAAUAAAGUUGCAUUCAAGUUAAUUUAAAAUAAAGCCCUAAAACUGUACUCACACUUCAUCCUCUUUACAUUUUACUCUGGAUGCUGUAGAUGAUAAAUGCAAAAAAAAAAAAAAAAAAGAAAAGAAAAAGAAAGGAAGAGCAGCAAUCUAUGUGGUAAUAUUCACCCACAGUGAUGAAUUACUUUAAGCUCCAGCUUAUGUUGGAUGCUUUUCUGCAUGCUUGCGUUUGAUCAAAUGUUAUUUUUAAACAAA
This is a messenger RNA of Lagopus leucura (white-tailed ptarmigan), 5851 nucleotides long. RefSeq names its product tubulin polymerization promoting protein (gene TPPP). The record is from RefSeq and is a predicted model, not a curated record. The transcript is spliced from 5 exons. The coding region runs from base 120 to 830 and encodes 236 amino acids. Lineage: Eukaryota; Metazoa; Chordata; Aves; Galliformes; Phasianidae. Gene Ontology annotation, molecular function: tubulin binding. Gene Ontology annotation, cellular component: microtubule. Gene Ontology annotation, biological process: positive regulation of protein polymerization; microtubule polymerization; microtubule bundle formation.